Messenger RNA from Rhodotorula graminis WP1, 1500 nucleotides. RefSeq lists its product as uncharacterized. The transcript has 10 exons. Lineage: Eukaryota; Fungi; Basidiomycota; Microbotryomycetes; Sporidiobolales; Sporidiobolaceae. The record is from RefSeq and is a predicted model, not a curated record. The coding region runs from base 1 to 1500 and encodes 499 amino acids.
AUGUCGGUCACUGCGUUGGAUGCUCUCGGUGUCGGCCUCAUGGCGGCCGUCGUCGCCCGCAAAAGCGCGCACCUGCACGAGUCCACGCUUCCUCCCUUUGCCUUCGACGGCAUGCUCGGCCUCGUCGCGCGCUACCUCGACCUCGUCAAGCAUCACAACAAGGCGCUCCAAACCCACUCGGUGCACCUUUUGACCGACUCGCUCCUGUAUGGCGACGCCGUUCCCGUCGAGAUCCGCUUCGAGGCCGGCGACGAGUACCACCAGACACGCAAGGUCGGCCUGCAACUUCUCGACGACCUCACCGGCGGCAGCGAGGAGGUGGAUCAGGAGGCCCUCUCGGAGAAGGUCUACCGGUACCGCCACAUCCUCGAGGAGGAGAAGCGCGUCCCCACGGACCGCGACAAGACGUUCGCGAUCCAGCUCAUCCCGACGACCGCCCUGCACCGCUUCGCAUACAAGUACACGUUCGCCAACGUGAGCGUCCAGAGCGCGCGCAACCUCCCGCCGCACGACCUGCACCUGUCGAAGUUUCUCGAGGGCGAGUUGCGAAACCUCGACCUGCCGUCCCUCGACGUCCUUGUGCUCGACCCGACCUCGAUCGCCUUCUGGGCGCUCGAGCACGUCGCGUCGAGCCGCAACGCGCCGUUCCACCUCCUGUUCCUCCUGCGCAUCGUGCGCGCCCUCGAGACCGAGUUCGCCGACUGCGGCCUUUCCGAGGAAUGGCUCGCGCCGGCGGCGUGGUACAGCUGCCUCGCGACGCUCUCGCCCGAGCAGGUGGGCGUCCUCCAGAAGGGCGUCAGGGCCGUCCGCAGGACCAAGGUCAUCGAGGCGGUCGCUAGCUGGGAGGCGACCAUGAGAGGUCGCCAGCUCGAGCCGUUCAUGGUGCAGCGCUACAGAGCUGCGCUCGACCACUACGCCUCGAUCGUCAUCACUACGACCGCCUUUGCCAAGUUUCUCGGCGAGGGCAAGAUCGACCUCGAAAAGGCCCACCUCUACCCUUUCCUGCCGUCGACGUCCCGUCGUCCUUCUACGCCGUCGGCCGCGACGAUGCGCAACGUCGAGGCGUACCACAAGCGCCGGCACGCCCACCACGUUUCGACCGUCAUCGAAGAGCCCGACUCGGCCCGUGGCAGCGUGCACGGCCCCCACCCCGGCAACCGGCUCUCGAUCGGGCCUACCGACACCGAGCGCAAGUUGUCGACCGCCGAGUCUGACGCGUACGAGCCGCCGAGCGCUCUCGGGCCGAGCAGCAUCGACCUGCCGUCGUGGUCGGAACCGAGCUCGCCGGCCGACUCCCGCCGUCCCUCUGCUGCCUCGGGGUACACUCACGAGCCCGGCCCGCCGAUCAACUUCUUCGACCCGAGCCGCACGAGCAACUUGUGGCCGACGAACGAGGAGCUCUCGUCGAUCUCGUCGCCGUCGUCGCCCGAGGUCUCGCCGAACCGGGUCCGCAAGAAGAGGUCGGCGCGCAACUUCUUCCGGCGGGGCUCAGAAGCAUAA